GGCGGGAAAUUUUAUAGGUUAAUAUUUAAGAAAUAAUCAUGUUUGGGGAGAAAGCUGUUGGUUUAAUUAAAGAAUUAGAUCGAAAUCAAGAUUUAUUACCGCCUUAUAAUGCGGAUCUCGUGUUAGAAGUAAAAAAGGAAAUCCACGAUUUGGCCGUGCAAAAUCAAAACGAUGCUGCGGAGAGUAACGAAACCAUGCGAACUCCAGGUUCAAUUUCUUAUCUUCCUACGGUUCGGAUAAGGCAUAUAGCAAUAAAAAGGAAUCUUAGGUGUUUAAUGGCUUAUAAUUAUAACAGAUUAACAACAAUAAGAAAGAUGAGAUGGGAAUUUGGGAGUGUUUUGCCCGUUGAAAUUAAAGGGAAUUUAAGUCCAACUGAAUCAGCUUGGUUUACUAGAUAUUCUAAUAUUUUAGCAAAGUAUAUGAGAUCGUUGAGCGAAGAUGGUAUUGUUAAUUUGGGGGUUGAUUUAAAACCGCCUAAAUCUUUAUAUAUACAAGUUAGGUGUCUUACAGAUUAUGGCAAAUUUGAAUUAAAUGAUGGUAGAGUUUUAUUAUUAAAAAAGAAUAGUAGACAUUAUUUACCAAGGAAUGAAUGUGAGGAAUUAAUUAGGCAAGGUGUUUUUCAACACAUUAUGAAUUAAAGCUGUAUUUAAUUAUAUUUAUUUAAUAAAAACAAUUUUAAGCCAA
Onthophagus taurus is the source of this 684-nucleotide messenger RNA. RefSeq names its product DNA replication complex GINS protein PSF1. Lineage: Eukaryota; Metazoa; Arthropoda; Insecta; Coleoptera; Scarabaeidae. Gene Ontology annotation, biological process: DNA replication; DNA strand elongation involved in mitotic DNA replication. The record is from RefSeq and is a predicted model, not a curated record. Gene Ontology annotation, cellular component: GINS complex.